GCUAUUCCUAGGAACAAACACAAUCCUUCAUUAUUCUUCUUCUUCUUCCCAUUAUGCUACACUAGUCUCAUUUUGGUUAUUAUUUGUUUUCACUCUUUUCAUCCUCUCUCCAAAUUCUCCAAAAACAGGAACCAAAAUGGUGACGAAAAGGCUUAGAUGUUGUGCAAACUUCCUCGAGAACUCCAAACACCACUUUGCCAUGAUCGCUCUGCAAUUUGGCUAUGCAGGCAUGAACAUCAUCACUAAGGUUUCCCUCAACCGUGGAAUGAGCCACUAUGUUCUUGUCGUUUAUCGCCAUGCCUUUGCCACUGCUGUCAUAGCUCCAUUUGCCUUCAUCUUUGAAAGGAAAGCUCAACCAAGGAUCACUUUCAAAAUUUUCAUGCAAAUUUUCAUCCUUGCUCUACUUGGGCCUGUGAUUGAUCAAAACUUCUACUAUGCUGGGUUGAAAUUAACAUCUCCAACUUUCUCUUGUGCAAUGAGCAAUGUGCUUCCUGCUAUGACUUUUGUAAUGGCAGUUUUAUGCAGGAUGGAGAAGUUGAACAUGAAGAAGGUGAGGUGCCAAGCAAAGGUGGUGGGAACAUUGGUGACUGUGGGUGGAGCCAUGGUGAUGACCUUGUACAAAGGACCUCUGGUGGAAAUGGUUUGGAACAAACAUGCCCACAACAACCAAACAACUAAUGCAACAACAACCAAUAAUAAUGUUGCAACACCUUCAGACAAAGAUUGGCUCAUAGGUUCCAUUCUCCUCAUCAUUGCCACACUUGCUUGGGCUUCCCUCUUUGUUUUACAAGCGAAAGCUAUUGAAACCUACAAAAAUCACCAGCUAAGCCUCACAUCACUGAUAUGCUUCUUAGGCACUAUUCAAGCUAUUGCUGUUACUUUUGUUAUGGAACACGAUCCAUCGGUUUGGACUAUUGGCUGGGAUAUGAACUUGCUUGCUGCUGCAUAUGCUGGGAUUGUUUCAUCAAGCCUAUCAUACUAUGUUCAAGGGUUGGUGAUUAAGACGAAAGGGCCUGUUUUUGCAACUGCAUUUAGUCCUCUCAUGAUGAUCAUUGUAGCAAUCAUGGGUUCCUUUAUCCUUGCAGAACAAAUUUUUCUUGGAGGUGUUGUUGGUGCGAUCUUGAUCGUAAUAGGGUUAUACUCGGUUCUUUGGGGAAAGCACAAAGAAGAAGUGGAGAAUAAUAAUAAUAAUAAAGUGGUGGAGAAUAUUCCCUUGCCUUUGAAGGGUGCAAUGGUUGAAGCAAAUAAUAAUCCAGAUUCUUCCAACAACAUUUCUUCACUUAUCAUUAAUGUCACCACUGAACCUCCAUUCAAAUCUAACAGUUAAUUAACCAGAAAAAAAAGUGAAGACAUAAGAGCUAGUUGAAAUGUGAAUAGAGAAGGCUUUUUGUUUUUCUUCUUGUAUUUUCAUUUCUUUUAUCUCAUGUUUUCUCUUUUGUUGAUGUCUACUAUCUAUCAGAAAAUCUGAUUAAUAAAAAAAAAAUCUGAUAAUCGUGCUUUCA
Molecule: messenger RNA, 1502 nt
Organism: Vigna unguiculata (cowpea)
Lineage: Eukaryota; Viridiplantae; Streptophyta; Magnoliopsida; Fabales; Fabaceae
Product: WAT1-related protein At5g07050-like
Cellular component (GO): membrane
Molecular function (GO): transmembrane transporter activity
Source: RefSeq, a predicted model, not a curated record